AUGGAUUUUGAUGAGUACAUGGAUAUGAAUGAUGAAGAUGCUGUAAACUUGGGAGAUGAUAUGAACGAGGGAGAAACAAAAGUGCAAGAAACAGAUCCAACUCCAGCUCAAAGUGAGACUCAAGCAGCUCCAGUUCCAGCUCAUCGACGAAAGAGGCGUUUAACUUCUGCUGCUUGGGAAGGCUUUGUUCCUGUAGGAGUUGGUAGUGAUGGCAAGGAAAGGGGAGAGUGUAUAUACUGUCAGGCAAGACUAGUUAUAGGUACCAAGACACAUGGAACAAAUCAUUUGCUUCGCCAUUUGGCUAAGUGUCCAAAAGCUCCCAAGAAGACAGAUAGGCCUCCAUAUGAUCACAAGAUUGACCGAGAGAUGACUAGCGAGAUCAUUAUCUAUCACGAUCUGCCAUUUCGAUAUGUAGAGUAUGAAAAGGUCAGAGCAAGAAACUUGUAUCUUAAUCCAGAUUGUAAACCUAUUUCUCGACAGACUGCUGCAUCUGAUGUCUAUAAGAGAUAUCUGGUAGAAAAGGAGAAGCUAAAAGAGGUUUUUGCUAAUCAUCAUGGUCGGGUCUGCUUUACUUCUGAUUUGUGGGUAUCUCGUGCCACAAUGACAGGAUAUAUCUGCUUAACAGCCUCCUUCAUUGAUGCUAGCUGGAUACUGCACAGUAGGAUAUUAGCUUUCUUGGACAUGAAUUGUGCACAUACUGGUGAAGAGCUUGCUCGUGUGGUUCUUGAGUGUUUGACAGAUUGGGGCUUGGAGAAAAAGGUUUUCUCCAUUACCUUGGAUAAUGCUUCGAACAAUGAUAGUAUGCAAAGAAACCUAAAUGGACAGCUUCAGAUGAUUGGUGGAAGUGGUUUGGUAUGUGAUGGUAAGUUCUUUCAUGUGAGAUGUUGUGCACAUAUCUUGAAUUUGAUAGUGAAAGAAGGCUUGUUGUUAGCAAAUGAUUUGUUAAAUGACAUUAGGGAGAGUGUUAGAUAUGUUAAGGCAUCUCCACAAAGAAGAAACGCUUUUUCAGCUUGUGCAGAGAGAGAAAAGGUCAAACCUGGUGCAGGAUUGUCUCUUGAUAUAAAGACCAGAUGGAAUUCCACAUACGAUAUGCUUGUGAGAGCUUUGAGGUAUAGGAAAGCAUUUGAGAGCAUGGAGACUUUUUGA
Molecule: messenger RNA, 1146 nt
Organism: Microthlaspi erraticum
Lineage: Eukaryota; Viridiplantae; Streptophyta; Magnoliopsida; Brassicales; Brassicaceae
Source: the annotation of a GenBank genome assembly